This is a messenger RNA of Heterostelium album PN500, 426 nucleotides long. RefSeq lists its product as uncharacterized. Bases 1 to 426 code for a protein of 141 amino acids. The record is from RefSeq and is a predicted model, not a curated record. The transcript is spliced from 3 exons. NCBI's taxonomy places the organism in Eukaryota, Evosea, Eumycetozoa, Acytosteliales, Acytosteliaceae.
AUGAGAGAAUACUUAGAGAAUAUGUUGGACGAUCAUAUCGCUGGUAUAGCAAAUAUAUUUGCAACUAUAAGUGAUCCGAUCGAUUCUAAACAUUGGUUCAUGUCACCGGAAUAUCAUGCACUUGAAUUUAUAAUUGUAAACUCUCUAUACCUUUUACUUGUUUUCAUCGGAUAUAUAAUUGUUUUAAGAAAGAAUGUACCGGAACAACAGAAAGCUACUUGCGUUGGUUUUGAUUGUCAAUUUGAUACUGAAUGUCUACUACAAGCCAAACAAACCAUUUGGUUCGAGAAACUACUUCUUUAUGCUACAGCCAUGUCAUCUUGUAAGUGCUGUCUACGCCUAUUGUCUGCUGACCAACGACCUCAAGAAUGGAUCACGUGUAUUCAAUGUAUCUGUUUACUAUGUAUUUGUAACGUUUGUAUUUAA